Sinocyclocheilus anshuiensis is the source of this 1849-nucleotide messenger RNA. RefSeq names its product histone deacetylase 11-like. Lineage: Eukaryota; Metazoa; Chordata; Actinopteri; Cypriniformes; Cyprinidae. Gene Ontology annotation, cellular component: histone deacetylase complex. Gene Ontology annotation, biological process: epigenetic regulation of gene expression. The record is from RefSeq and is a predicted model, not a curated record. Bases 285 to 1358 code for a protein of 357 amino acids. Gene Ontology annotation, molecular function: histone deacetylase activity. The transcript has 11 exons.
AGUUCAGCAUUGUUUUCAGUAUGACGUAGUAAGGGACGCGUGCGUAAGGAGCGCCGCUGCCGUUCAGGAAGGGAGGAACUACAAGCAGACGAUUAAAUAUGCGCACAAUCCUCUUGUCUGCACUCUGCAAAUGUUUAAGAGAAACAACAAUACUAUCCAUUAAGAGGAUUGUUGCAAGUGUUCUGUUACUAAUAAAAAAACGCCUAGACGACGAAUAAUUUCACCGUAGAAAUAAGAGAAAUAUAAAAUGGCUAGCAGCUGAAAAUUGGUAUGCUGUGGCCACAAUGUCAAAAAAAGAAGAUUCGGGAGGAAAGAAAGGUUCUCACCAAACUGAACUUUACGCAGAGGUCCCUGCGACAUGCCUGCCUAUUGUCUAUUCCCCAGAGUACAACAUCACCUUCCUGGGUUUGGAAAAGCUGCAUCCCUUUGACGCUGGCAAAUGGGGCAAGGUCAUUCGCUUCUUAAAAGAGGAGCAGUUCAUCACCGAUGAGAUCAUUGUUCUAGCCCGGGAGGCCAGUGAGGCGGAUCUUCUUGUGGUUCACACCACACGUUACCUGAACAGACUCAAGGUAGAGAUGCAGUGUCUGCUGUGGCCAUGUCCUGUGUUAUCACUUCUUUUCCUAGCACCCAUAACUCCAUAUACUGAUGGCAAAAGAACUGCUGGAAAGCUGGCAAUGGAUCGAGGAUGGGCAAUAAAUGUGGGAGGAGGCUUCCACCACUGCUCCAGUGACAAAGGAGGAGGUUUUUGUGCCUACGCUGACAUCACACUAGCGAUCAAGUUUCUCUUUGAGAGGGUGGAAGGAGUUGCCAGGGCCACCAUCAUCGAUCUAGAUGCCCAUCAGGGAAACGGCCACGAGCGGGAUUUCCUGGAAGACGGACGCGUUUACAUAAUGGAUGUCUAUAAUCGCCACAUCUAUCCAGGAGAUGGAUAUGCAAAGAGGGCGAUUAAACGAAAAGUGGAGCUGGAAUGGGGCACAGAAGACAUGGAAUAUCUACAGAAAGUGGAGCUUCAUUCAGAAGGGGCACUGAAUGAAAUACGGCCUGACAUCAUCAUAUACAAUGCAGGCACGGACAUUCUUGAUGGAGACCCUCUUGGAGGGCUGGCUAUAUCCCCACAGGGUAUCAUAAAGAGAGAUGAGAUCAUCUUCAGGGCAGCCCGGCGACGAGGAAUCCCCAUCCUUAUGGUGACGUCAGGGGGCUACCAGAAGAAAACCGCCCGCAUCAUUGCUGACUCCAUCCUGAAUCUGCACAGACAGGGUUUGAUUGGUGAAGAGGCUGUAGAGGGUGCAGGACCCUCACAUGUACCGCUCAUGAUGAGCAAAUCUGUGUCAUUGGGGGCCACGUUCAGUGCCAUUUAAACUCUCCUGAUCUUGGACCUUGUCAAGUGUGUCAGACACACUGUUAAUUUAUCUAAUGCAAACAUUUAGAACUAAUAUAUAAUGUUCUGGUCAGGGAUCUAAUGGUUUGGUGGUUUGGACCGAGAUUGACUCAGGAUAGUUUUCGUAGUUCAUCGAUUUGAACUAUUUAACUCGUACGUUGCAUUUUUUGUGAUUAGAUUUGGAGUGAAAUUUUGAAAUUGGGUAAUAUUUUCAACUUUUUCAUAAUUUCUUAAGGGUAAGCAAUGCUUGUUUGCACAUUCAAUUUUCAAAGGAAUAGUUUACCCCAAAAUAAAUUCUGUCAGCAUUUGCUCACACUCAUUCCAAAUCCAUUCAGUUUUAUUAUAUGGAAAAGAACAUUUCUCAUUUUGUGUUCCACAAAAGAAAGACAAUGAUACAGGUUUGGAAUGACAGAAUUUUCAUUGUUGGGUAAACCUUUUUAAUUGGUGCCCACAAGUUGGGCAUUGGAAGGG